UUUUAAUAACUUUUUAUUUAUUUUUUCAAGACAUGGUCCUCCAUUUUCAUCUACUUGCAGCUCCUGAAGCACACAGAGUGGGAAGUUCCAGCUAGCACCCUAUUGCAGCUUCUUCCUGAUUCUGCCACCACCACCAUCUCUACCUGCCACUGUGUUCCGUCUGUUUUUGAUUAUUGUGCUGCACAUUCAACUUCAUUGAAGUAAGAAGUUUCGUUUGGAGGGGUUCUAUUAUCUUGGCUGCUAUGAAAGGAAAGAACAGGAGAAGCGGCGGCAUUGUGCAACUGGAUUACCUGAUUCACAUUGAGGAGAUUAAGCCUUGGCCCCCUUCACAAUCUCUCAGAUCGUGUCGCUCCGUAUUGAUACAAUGGGAGAACGGGGAACGGUCUUCAGGAUCUACCAACAUAGCUUCUCCUUCACUUGGUUCAAUUGUAGGUGAAGGAAGAAUUGAGUUCAAUGAGUCAUUUAGGCUCCCUGUAGCACUGUUGAGGGACAUGUCUGUCAAAAAUUCAGAUGCUGUUGUGUUCCAAAGGAAUUGUUUGGAGUUCAACUUGUAUGAGCCCAGAAGAGAUAAGAUUGUUAAAGGCCAGUUGCUGGCGACGGCCAUCGUAGACUUGGCAGAUUGUGGCAUACUCAGAGAGACUUUGAGCAUUAGUGCACCAUUGAACUGCAAGAGGAGCUACAGAAACACUGAUCAGUCUUUUUUGUUCAUUAAAAUCGAGCCGGUUGAAAAGAAUCGAGCUAGGCCCUCGUUGAAGGACAGAUUGUCAAAGGACAAUAAUGGCAGUGAUUCUGUAUCAGCAUUGAUGAAUGGAGAAUAUGCUGAGGAAGCUGAGAUUGCCUCCUUUACUGAUGAUGAUGUUUCCUCUCAUUCAUCUUUAGCAGCAAUUACUACUUCCCCUGAAUCUAGUGGGUGUAUGCCUCGUGAACAUGAAGAGAAUAUACCAGCGCGAAACACUCGUAGGAAUGACAUGGAGCUUCCCUUGGCUUCAGAAUCAAGGGUUGAAAAGAUGAAUAUGAUGCAACAGGAUCCAUAUGAGAGACUGGAGAGGAGUUCAUCCUAUGUGCCAUCUGAUGUUAGGAGUCCAGUUAAAGUUCAAGCUUCUCUGACAAGCACUCCCAAUAAUGGUUCAGCGACACCCGAUAAGCAAUUUGUUUCCCCAAGUGCUGAUUCUUCUUCCCAAUCCUUGGAGGAAGUUUCCUUGAGCAAGUCCAGAAGCAGUGAUCAUGGAAAUCUGGAUCAGGAGGUUUGUGGAAAGGUUGCCAAUGAUAGAAAUAUAGUUACAGCUGUUCAUACAAACAGUGAUGAAAGUGCUUAUUCAACCAACACUGCAUCUCUAGAUAGUAAUUGCAUCGAUCCUGACUCUUUAAACUCUGCUGGUUCGGAAAUUAACGGAAAGUUAAACGAGGGACAUGAGGAAGCUGACAAAUAUUGCGUGGAGGAUGGGGCAAGUGAUAGAUAUUACUAUAAUCCCGUUCAGGACAAGCUUGGAAAUGGAAUGCUUCAUUUUGAUAAGCAAAAUCAUGUCGAAGAUGAAUCAGGGGCUCAAGGUGCCAAAGAUCAAGUUUUAUUGAGUAGUGUUACCAAUUCUUUUGGUGGGUCAGAUGUUGGUAUGAAAGGAAAUAUUCUUAAAUCUGAGAAGUUAAAGUAUGUAAAAUCUGUAAGGUCAUCUGCAGACAUUGCUAGGAGUAUUUCACUUGGUAGCAAUCAUCAUGCUGAAGUAAAGGAAAAUGGCUUUAAUGGAGAUGCCCAAAACAGUGGAGGGAACAUCAGAAGCAGUGACAAAAGAGAGGCUAAGAUUUAUCCAAGGGAAGCAAGAAAUAACAUUUUAGACAGCAAGGUUGAGCAUUUGGAAAGCAAAAUAAAGAUGCUUGAAGGAGAGUUAAGAGAAGCUGCUGCAAUUGAGGCUUCCUUAUAUUCAGUAGUUGCCGAGCAUGGAAGUUCCAUGGGUAAGGUUCACGCCCCAGCUAGGCGCCUUUCCAGGCUGUACCUUCAUGCUUGUAAAGAAAAUAUUCAAGCUAGAAGGUCUGGGGCAGCUAAAAGUGCUAUAUCAGGAUUAGUACUUGUUGCAAAAGCAUGUGGAAAUGAUGUCCCAAGGUUAACAUUUUGGUUGUCUAAUUCUAUUGUUUUAAGAACAAUUAUAAGCAAAACCACGAAAGAUGUUGCACCAUCAAAUCCUGCUGUGUCUAGUACAAGAAGGAAAAGUGGAGAGGGGAAUGGCAAGAUAGCACAAUCAUUAAUAUGGAAGGGGUACUCUCAUAAGAAAAGCGAAAAUACAGCCAUUGAAUUUGGAGGUAUUGGUAACUGGGAUGACCCAAAUGUGUUUACAUCAGCACUGGAAAAGGUGGAAGCUUGGCUCUUCUCUCGCAUCGUGGAAUCUAUUUGGUGGCAGUCUCUGACUCCACAUAUGCAGAAAAGCUAUACGAAGAUGUCUGGCACCUGUGAUCAAGAUCUGGGAAAUUUAUCACUUGAUAUUUGGAAGAAUGCUUUUAGAGAAGCCUGCGAAAGGAUCUGUCCACUCCGAGCUGGACGGCAUGAAUGUGGCUGUUUGUCAGUGCUGCCUAGAUUGAUAAUGGAGCAGUGCAUAGCGAGAUUAGAUGUUGCUAUGUUCAAUGCCAUUCUUCGCGAGUCUGUUGAUGACAUUCCAUCUGAUCCUAUAUCUGAUCCCAUCAGUGAUCCCAAGGUUCUCCCCAUUCCGCCUGGUAAAUCAAGCUUUGGUGCUGGAGCACAGCUAAAAACUGCGAUUGGUAACUGGUCUAGAUGGCUGACUGAUCUAUUUGGUAUUGAUGAUGAUGACUCACUUGAGAAUAGAGAUGAUGAUGAACUUGAUAACAAUGAUGGACGCCAGAAUACAUCCUUCAAGCCCUUUCAUCUUCUUAAUGCACUAAGUGACCUCUUGAUGCUUCCUAAGGAUAUGCUAUUAAGUGAAUCCAUUAGGAAAGAGGUAUGUCCUAUGUUCAAUGCUUCACAAAUCAAGAAGAUUCUAGACAAUUUUGUCCCGGAUGAGUUUUGCCCUGACCCAAUUCCAACUGAUGUGUUUGAAGCUCUAGAUUCAAAGGAUGAUCUCGAGGACGGAAAAGACUCUGUCAACAACUUCCCAUGCAUUGCCGCUCCCAUUGUAUAUUCACCUCCUCCAGCAACAACCAUUGCAAGCAUUACUGGGGAUAUUGGAAGUGAAUCUCAGCUGAGAAGAAGCAAAUCUUCUGUUGUCAGGAAGUCAUACACCAGUGAUGACGAGCUCGAUGAGUUAAACUCGCCAUUAUCUUCAAUAUUAUUUAGUGGCUCCCCAUCCCCAGUAUCAACAAAACCCAACUGGAAGAAAAAAGAAAGUCGCACCGAAUCUGCUGUCAGAUAUGAACUCCUUAGGAAUGUUUGGAUGAACAGCGAGUGAUCAGAUUUCACCCUUUCUGUAACAUUACUGUUAUGUCACUGUAAAAAUGAUAUGUACUCUCGGGUUAGAAGAGGAUAAACAACCAAAUAUUAAAAAGCGAGAUGAUGAGAAUGGAAUGCAUAUAAAUAAUGUAGCAUGUGCUUGUAAUGUAUAAUAAGAUCAUAUCAUGUUGGUAA
This is a messenger RNA of Lotus japonicus, 3565 nucleotides long. RefSeq lists its product as uncharacterized. The coding region runs from base 243 to 3389 and encodes 1048 amino acids. Gene Ontology annotation, cellular component: nuclear pore. The record is from RefSeq and is a predicted model, not a curated record. Lineage: Eukaryota; Viridiplantae; Streptophyta; Magnoliopsida; Fabales; Fabaceae. The transcript is spliced from 9 exons.